UCAAAGAAAACUCUAAAAACAACAUAUUUAUGGUGAUACUUUGAAAAUAUAUGCAUGAUGGUCUCCCAUAUUGACCAAAGGCUUAAGGGAAGAUGGAGGAGGGAGGAAAAGCAAAAAGCAGAUGGUAGGGGGAGAACCACAUGACCUAUGCUGGCACCUUCCUGAUUAUACAGCAAAAAAAUUUAUUCAUUUGUUUUGGUGUUUUCUAUACCCAUUUCUCAAUCCUUGUUCUACAGUUCAUGUUGCAAUAAAAAUUUACUCUUGUUGACACCCUACAUUGCAUUCAGACACUGAAAUUGAGGAAUGCAGAGAAAAAACCUCUCAGAGGUGGCAGAGUUUAUUUUCCUGGGAUUCUCCAGCUUUCAUGAACACCAGAUCACCCUCUUUGUGGUUUUUCUUAUUCUGUACACAUUAACAUUGUCUGGCAAUGCCAUCACGUUGACAAUUAUCCACAUUGACCGUCACCACCACACACCCAUGUACUUCUUCCUGAGCAUGCCGGCCAGUUCAGAGACCAUGUACACGCUGGUCAUCAUUCCACAGAUGCUUUCCAGUCUCAUAGCCCAGAAUCAGCCAAUCUCCCUGGCAGGUUGUACCACUCAAAUGUUCUUCUUUAUCACCUUGGCCAUCAACAACUGCUUCCUGCUAACAGUGAUUGGUUAUGACCGUUAUGUGGCCAUCUGCAACCCCUUGAGAUAUACAGUCAUCGUGAGCAAGAGGGUGUAUGUCCAGCUGAUAUGUGGAGCCUUUGAUAUUGGCCUGGUCAUGGCAGUUGUCCAGGUGACAUCCAUAUUUACCUAACCCUUUUGUCACAGGCUGGUUGGGCAUUUCUUCUGUGACAUCCUCCCUGUCAUGAAACUCUCUCGUAUUGACACCACAAUCAAUGAGAUAAUCAGUUAUCUUGUCAAUUUAUUUGUGAUCCUGGCCCCCAGGGGCCUCUUCUUCAUCUCCUAUGUCUUCAUUAUCUCUACAGUUCUCAAGAUUGCCUCAUCUGAGGGCCAGAAGAAGGCCUUUGCCGCCUGUGCUUCCCACCUCUUUGUGGUCAUUGUCCACUGUGGUUGUGCCUCCAUUGCCUAAUCCAAGCCCAAGUCAGAAAACUCUGUAGAAGAAGACCUCCUUCUCUCAGUAACCUACACAAUCAUCACUACCCUGCUAAACCCUGUUGUUUACAGUCUGAGGAACAAGGAGGUCAAGGAUGCCCUACACAGAGCUGUGGGCAGAAAUAUUUCUUAAUA
Messenger RNA from Loxodonta africana (African savanna elephant), 1235 nucleotides. Its product is annotated as putative olfactory receptor 10J6. Gene Ontology annotation, biological process: G protein-coupled receptor signaling pathway; detection of chemical stimulus involved in sensory perception of smell. Gene Ontology annotation, cellular component: plasma membrane. Gene Ontology annotation, molecular function: olfactory receptor activity; G protein-coupled receptor activity. The record is from RefSeq and is a predicted model, not a curated record. NCBI's taxonomy places the organism in Eukaryota, Metazoa, Chordata, Mammalia, Proboscidea, Elephantidae. The transcript has a single exon.